Molecule: messenger RNA, 1957 nt
Organism: Mauremys mutica (yellowpond turtle)
Lineage: Eukaryota; Metazoa; Chordata; Testudines; Geoemydidae
Gene: C4H14orf180
Product: chromosome 4 C14orf180 homolog
Exons: 6
Coding region: 378-749 (123 amino acids)
Source: RefSeq, a predicted model, not a curated record
UUUGACAGCUUUAAAGAAAUUUGCACAAAGGAAGGAGACAGCUGCUGUUCUGAUGAAGGAUUUUUCUGAGCAGGCCUCCCAAGCUAGACGUGCCACUAUGAGAUGCUGCCUCCACUUUUCAUCAUGAGCAACAGGUGACUAAUCUGCAAUCAAAAACACUUCGCGGGAAUGGAUCAGUCGCUGUUAUGAAGUUUGAGCUUAUAGCAUUUUUUCAUGCUGGAAUGUGAGGGCUGAGAAUGUGUUGACACAGCGCAGUUGAGGACUUCCAGACACAGUGAAAUCCUUGCAAGAGGCAUCAGAGAGUGGAUUGCCAGAGUUUUAGAAGCCCGGCAGCUGUUAGCCUGUUGCAGCAUGAGGAAGAGUCUUCGGUCUCUCCAAUGCACAGGAAAGAGAAGACGAAUUGUAGUAAAUGUCCGCCUUCGAUACUGAGAAAAAGGCCACCCGUGAACCAAGCUGUGAGUGAAAAGCGAAAAGCAGAGAGAAGGGUUCGAUUUCGUGAGCCAGAGAUCACUGGAUAUGACAUUUCCUGCUGGGACUACAGAGUUGCACAUGACAGGCCAUCAGCUGGAUUGCCCUUGUUCCUGUGGAUUUCGCUUUGUUUAGUGCUGAUCCUGGCUGUGAGUCUGUACUACAGCAGCGUGAAGCAGAAUUUCAAAGUCUUGGAAGAAUUUCAAUCCCAGCUCGUUAUCUUCUUUCUUCAGAUAAGACGGGUUGCUUUGAAAUGCUGGACUUGGUUUAUGAGGCAAUAACGGUGUCACACGUGUGGAAUUGUGCAUGGCCCAAGACAAAGAUCUUAGCAGAUAACAUCUAAAUGUAUAUUGCAGCACAAGGCUGACAGCCCACUCAACCCAAACACCAGAGAAUGCGCCAGCCUUCCCUUUGAAGACUAACUGAGCUGACCCUGUCGUGUACACACCUUUUCCUGUAGCCACUUGUCUUCCAUUUCUUUUAUUAUUAUUGUAUAUAUUACACUAACACCUAAAGGUUGCAACCAAAAUCAGAGCUCCAUUGUCCUAGGCAAUACAUAAACAUCUGGUAAGAGAUAGUCCCUGCCUCCAGAGUUUAUAAACUGAAGAAACAAGAAAAAGCAAAGGAACAGAAACACACAGAUUAAUUGAUUCAAUCAAGGUCACAUAGGUAGAUAAUACCAGGAACUAAACCCAGGUCAAUCAAGUCUCAGGUCACAAGACCAUCAUUCUGCUCUUUUUGCUACUGCAAUGUGUGCAAGCAUUACUUCUUGUGUUCAAAGGCUCUGCAAUGCUGUAUUUUACACAUAUGUGAAAUGAUUGUGAGUAAAACCUUGGCAGAUGGUGUUCUCAUUUCCCCUCCAGCUUUCUCCUAUGUGGGCAAAAGAUAGCUCUUGGAAAUGUUUCACCGGGCUCCCAGGCAUGGAAGAGAGCACGCAAACUCAUUUAAACAGGCUAUGGUUAUUUGCUUAAUAUCACACAUAACAGAAUUGAAUCCCAGGUUAAUUAUCAAGUCAGGAGUUUAAUCCUAUGAGUUUGAUUCAGUCCGUAAAUCUCAUGAGCCAAGUUUACAUGGUUUGUGACAUCAACAAACUUCUUCAAUUCACUUACAGCUUGUAUUCAGUCAGGGGGCCACGUAUUCAUUCCAUGCAUGCUCAACUAUAGUUUAAGGCUUUCCAUAAUGCUACAAUUGAGUGUUUAUGAAGGUGGCAAGGAUAAAGCUCCAUUGUUUUAGGAGCCCCCCCUCCCAUUAAUAGCCUACAGUAAAGAUAUUUCUGAAGGGGAUCAUUUUAACAAUGAUAGUGCAAUAAAUGCUGAAUCCCUCUUGUAUGUGUCAAAGUGGACCCCAAUGCGUCUAUCCAAGUGUUUCUCAAAGAGGGCCAACAAAUUCAUCUGGCCUGUGAGCACUAGCUUCCUGGACUUUAUUUUCUCUAUAGGCAUAAAUAGCAACAUCCUUUUUUACCAGGCCUUCUUUUCAUGUAAAAUUAAAA